Molecule: messenger RNA, 7176 nt
Organism: Physella acuta
Lineage: Eukaryota; Metazoa; Mollusca; Gastropoda; Physidae
Product: PX domain-containing protein kinase-like protein
Biological process (GO): negative regulation of monoatomic ion transport; protein targeting to lysosome; endosome to lysosome transport
Cellular component (GO): early endosome; late endosome; plasma membrane
Molecular function (GO): actin binding; ATP binding; phosphatidylinositol binding
Source: RefSeq, a predicted model, not a curated record
UGUUGUCAUUUCUGAGAAGUGAACUCGUAAAUGGCGACGUAUGAAGACAAUCUUGUUGAUAUCCUAGAACUAUAAUGAUAAUAGUGUUAAUUCGUCCCAUAUUUUGAAUUUAAGAUCUACUACUGCGCUAUAUUAAAAUGGCAAACGUGUUCGAGCAGAGAAAAUCUAACAAAGUUACAUUGGACGAUACAACUCAGUUGUCAUGUUCGAUUGAGACAGCUCAGAAAAAAGACGAUCAUGUGGAGUACAUAAUACGUGUUCAAAGAGGGCCCCUUCGGGAUCACUCAUGGCAAGUAAUAAAGAGAUACAGUGACUUUGAGAAGCUUGAUGCCCAACUGCGUGUAACUAAUGUUGACCUGCCACUCCCUCCAAAGAAAGUCUUUGGGAACUUUGACAGAGACUUUAUAGCAGAGAGACAAAAUGGUUUACAGUCUUACCUAAAUGCCAUAACAAACAUACCUGUGAUAGCCAACAACAUUGUGGUUAAGAAGUUUCUGGACCUCAACAACUAUUCUUCAAACUUUUUAGAAAUAGCAUUGCAGCAUGUUUCCAUGAUCUUCCGAUCUGAGCCUAACUGGGAAGUUGUGGAGCCACUACCUGAUAUAGGGUGGAGAAUACGAAAGCACUAUAUUCUAAUUAAGCCGGUCACUCAACCUAAAGUUCGUCAGAUUCUCUCCUGGAUGGAGUAUGGUCCUGAUAUGUACCUCCUCGUUAAAGACUUGAGUGCAGUAAUCAGAGUUCUCCCAACAAUCAAGCAUCCUUAUAUUUUCCCUACACUUUCAUCUAUUGCAAAUGAAAACGGAUGCAUGGUCAUAAGAGACUUCUUAGAAAGUGGUUCCCUGCGUGACGUUGUUUGUAAAUGCAAGCCUAAAGGAAGCUACUUAAAAAAAUAUUCAAACCCUAAAAGUGUUGUGAGAUUAGAUUUUGGGACCAUAAAGAUCUAUGGGAAACAGAUAUUGGAAGCUCUUAAAUUUUUACAAGAAAAGGGCUUUCCUUAUGGUCACUUGCAUGCUGGGAAUGUUGUUGUGGUGAACAACACAUGUCAGCUGCUAGACUUGGAGAACAGUCUGAUGGGUCUACCUGGAUACUAUAGGGCAUUUUACACCCAGUUAAAAAAGGUCCAGACUUUGGAAAUGGUUGAUGUUUACUCUUUUGGUCAUGUGCUGUAUGAAAUGGCUUUUGGCAACCAGCUGACCACAGCUACUUGUGAUACGUUUCCUGCUGAAUGCCCUGCUCAAAUACGUUCUGUAUUGGAAUCUAUAUUGACAUCUGAAGCCUGCAAGAAUGGUCUCCCUUCUGUCACAGACUUGUUAUCUCAUCCGCUGUUCAGUGAUGUUUCCUUCCCUCCCUUUGUGAAUAAACCAGUGCUGAAAAUUCCCAGCAAAUUGAAAGAGAUAGUCAGAGCAGCCAAGGAGGAGAUAGAGAGCCGAUUAAAGAGUGACCAGAAGCUGCUCAAGCAAGUACAAAGGAUUUCCAAAGCUAAAGAGUUUCACAUGUCAGAGGAAGAAAAGAAGAAAAGAAGGAAGAGCAGGAAGAAAGCUUUAGAAAACGGCAACUCAGAUUCCACCAAGUCUGGCAACCAGAGUACGACGUCAUCAGUUUCAUCCCCACCACCAACACCAACAACACCCUCACCUGCAGGUCCAUCUAUCGCACCACCCCCGCCACCACCACCACCCUCAGCACCAGUUCCCCCUCCUCCACCCCCAGCAGGACCACCACCACCACCAUCCCCAGGAGGGUCUGCUCCUGCUGCCCCAGGAGCAAGAGGAGCCCUGCUGUCUUCCAUUACUGGUUUUAGCAAAAAUGCCCUCAAGAAAGCGGAGACAAAUGAUAGAAGCACGCCCAAAGUUUAGCAAGUGAACUAGAGGCCAAUACAAAGUUUAGCAAGAGAAAUAGAGGCACACACAAAGUUUAGCAAAUGAACUAGAGACAUACACAAAGUUUAGCAAGUGAACUGGAGACACACAAAGUUUAGCAAGUGAACAAGAAGCACAUACUAAGUUCAGCACGUGAAUGAGAGAUAUACACAAAAUUUAGCAAGUGAAAUGGAGAUAUACACAAAAUUUAGCAAGUAAACCACCAAACCCAAAGUUUAGCAAGUGAAAUGGAGCGACACACAAAAUUUAGCAAUUGAACUAGAGGCAUCUACAAACAUUAACAAGAAGACUUUUACUUGAUUAUUUAAUGGUGCAUAUUAUUUUACUUGGAUGUGUUCUAAAAAAUAUAAUUUAAAAUUGGACAUAAUGUGCUGAUGUUAUUUUACAAUGUUGACGCGCACCAGAACAGUUUCAAAUGUAUAAGGUAAUUAAAAGUUAAUUUCUCAUUCUAUAAAAUAUGUGACGUCUUAUACCUUGAAGCUCAGCCACUAACCUUUAUCCCAUAUUCAAAACAGAAUAUGGAAGCGACCUUUAAAACUGUAUAAUUUAUCAUUGUGAAAAAUAUUUUUUAAAAAUGUUUGGCUUGAGAAACCAAUUAUUUCUGGUGAACCCCCAUACUAAAAAAGACUUUAACUUUAAAAAAAAUGGAUUAAGAUUUAAAAAAAAAUUAAACUCUUGUCCGCUUUUAAUAUUAAAGAAUUUUCAGUUUACCCUUCUUCUGAAUUAUUUUGAAAUGUCACUUCCCAAUAAUUAUCAAUUCAUAUCUGAUUCCAAAGCUGUUAUCAGUAAAGUAAUUCUUAUUCAUAAUGAACAAUGAUUUGAACUUUCAUUUAAGCCCUGUGAGAAGAAUUUAGAAAGGAAGGUUGUUUAAGUUUUUAAAAUCAAACUUUUAAAACAAAACACCCUACUAAUUCAUCUUGUUACUGUUAUAUUUUUGCGUUGUGUACUCCAACAUUAUAACUCAUUCCUCUCUUAUUCAUUACCUCUUUUUACCCUGUUAGUGCUAUGCUAUGUUCCCUUUGUUUCCCUAGAGGCAUACAUUAACUUUAACUUAAACCGAUGCUUCAGUGUUCUUAUAAAUCAUAAGUGGUUUUAAACUUAUUUUUAUUUGUAUAAUUUGUUUGCAACAUGUUUUUAACUAUGCUGUGAAUUGGUGUUAAGGAAUUGUUAUACCAUAUUUUAAAUGUAUUUAUUCCUUUAAAUCUUUGUACUGCUUCAUAUUUAUUUUGAAGUAGCAUUAUCUUGCCAUGUACAAGUGUGUUUUACCAACUGAUGAAUUUGUUAAUCAUCAAGGUUUUGGUUAGUUUUUUUUGGUUUAGGUAGAGGAUUGCAGUAUGGGCAGUAGAUAGUUAUAUGGGAAUGAUUUGUCAGUUUAAAAAUUAAGAUAGGUGGAAUGAACUGUAAAUUUGAUUUAGCAGUGAGCCAAUUUUUAAAUAAGUAUUUUAAUAAUUGAUGCAUAUUCCCCCAAUAUAUUAUAAUUGAAAAAAGAUCUAUAGAACUUAAUAAUAGUCUUAAUUUAUUAUGUUGACCAUGCCAUAAUAUGUAAACAAGACUUAAUUAAUUGAAAGGACUUGUACUUUUUUACACGUUUUAUUUUAAUGAUCUUAUAGAGUUGAUACCAAUGUAGAUGUGGUUACGUAACAACAGCAUUCUUAAGUUACCUUUGGUUCAUCAUCUAAUGUGUCUGUUAGCUUUUAAUAAAUUCACAAGCAUAGUAGAUACCUUUCAGUUUGUGUGAAUACAUUUUUAUAAAUUUAACAACUGUUUUUAAAAUGACAAUAUCCUAAAAGUGUGAAAAUAACGUUUCUGUUUGAUUAUUUCAAAAAUCUGUAAAUUUUGAGGAUUUGCUAUAAAUUACAAUAUAGAAUUUAAGCAUAUGUGUAGUUUACAUGAGCUUGGAUGAGCAUGAGGAAGAAACAAAUUUAUUUGAGCAUUUUAUUCAUGCUGAAUUUAACCCGUAUUUGCAUACCAUUUAAUUUUGGUGUGUUGUUUUUUAAAAACAAAAUUUUUUGUGAAACUGACUUGAACAUGGUGACAGCUGUGGCAUUGUCUUUUUGUAACCAUGUCAUGAACUGUUCAUAAUAUUGUAGGGCAAGCAAGGGCUGUAACCCCUGGCUGUUUUGGUUUUGCAUAGUUGUCUGUCCAGUGGUGUGUUGAAAUGACAGAUAUUUCCUCACUUGGCUUGACAGUUGUGUCACAGAUCUGUCACUUGAAGGCAUUAUGAUUUGUUUCAAUUUCCCCACAGUAAACAAAGUGUAGAACUUGACAGAUAUUAUGACCAAAAUAUAAACAACUUCUAAUCACCCAGUGACAUUUCACACCAAACACUGUUUACAUUUGUGAGAUGUAUACUAUACAUGUCUAGGAAAAACUUGUUUCCGUGGGGAAAAAUGUUUUCGUAUAACUAUAACAUUAACUUGUUACGAGAUUUCUAGACUUGUAUAGUAUGUAUAUCUAAUGUAAAAAACCCCAUGUAGAACAAAUGUUUUUAAGCUUUAUGUGAUUCUUGCCACUGAUUACACAAAUCACAUUUUAUUAGCUAAAUUUACAAUUCUUGACAAAUAGUAAUCAUUAACAUUCAAUAGUAAACAAUAUAUAAACAUUCUUAGUAAGUUUAGGAAUGGCAUGUGUUUCAAAAGUAGUUUUACUGUUUCAUUAGGCAGUAUCACCAAUGAAGGUAGAUUUGAAUUGGUACUAUUCUUCACUAUUUAGUAAUUUUUAUUAUUCCUGUUAUGUGCUUGUUGAUACCUAUCACCUUUGUCGCUCAUUUUCAACUAAUGCCAAACUAAAUUUUUAAAUGUAGUUAUUGAAAUAUAAAAUCCAUUUUGUAAAUAUUGUUACUGUUAUAAAACAAAAAUGUGUAUCAAGCUUGUUUAAAGCACACAAGUUCCAUAUUUUAUAUAGUUUUUAAAAAUGAAAAUCUUUACAUUGUUUGAAGUUCAAACAAAAUUUGACUACAUUAAAAUUGAUUCUAUUUUUUAUGGUUUCGUGAACCACAUUUGAAUAAUGCUGUUUUUGCUUAAAAUUUACAAUAUCACUAAUUUCAGAGUAAUUUUUCAGGAAAAGUAUUUUUUUUUAAUUUAAAACAAAUUCCGGAAUAGUGUAAAUGUAAAUAUAUACAAACUACAAAAAAAAUAUAAUUUUUUACCUUUACUUCAACUAAAUUGUAAGUUUAUAUACAAAAAUUAGAAGCAUAUUAAAUAAUCUAAUGAACAUGCAUAACUGUUAAUACAAAUUAAUAAUUUUUCUCAUUUUGUUUUGUACCUAUUUUAUUGUUUUCAUGGGUUUGUUUUGGUAAACAAAAUGUACUGUUUGUGAUGUUAGGGCACUUAAUUUAUACAUAUUUAUACUAGAUUGUGAGGUCAUUGAUAUUUACCACAUUCCACUUUUUUGAUGUGAUCAGGCAUUCUAGAAAGAAAAAAAAUACCCCACUACUACAAUGCUGCAAAAUUUUAUGUAGGCUGAAUAUUUUGUAUCAAAAUUAGGUUUUUAUCUAAAACUUUCAUAAUUAAUAGUCACACAGGCAGCUGCAAUUUUUUUGUACCUCUGUAUUCUAUAAGUUUAAUUUCUUGACCACUGCCCACCUUGUGACAGCUAUCAACUUCUCCGGUGGAUCAGCUGAGUAUCUUGGCAGCCAUCCACCAUUGAGUUGGGUGUUAUUUAACUAAAGUUGUUCGCUAAAUUUUGGCUGCUAUCCACUGUACAGUUGUCCACAGUCUAGUUGUCCACUGUUUUAGCUAAACAACUGGGUGUUUAUUAAAAUGUGACAAGUUCAUCCAAAAAUGUGUAAGUUGUAGAGGGUUAAAAUGUUUUUUUAAAGUCAAUUGUUUUUAUUGUGUUUAUUGUUGGUUAAAAUCUCAGUCUUCAGCAUUUUUUUUGUUAGCUUAUGCUCACAUUAAACAUUUUGGAUUGCAAAAUGCUGUCUUAUUCAAUUCUGGACAUUAUGUCAGGAUUAAACAUAAAGAUAAAAUUAACAUUUGGAGGUUGCCAGUUGUUAUUUCAUUGGGCCUUGUUCAGAGAUUUAAAAGUGUUCAUUUUUUUUUUCCUAAUCAGUUCUGAAAAGUGAACAGUCAUACACAGCACACAUCAUGAAAGGAAUGUUAUUUAAAUUUUGUUAAAACUUAUAUGUACUGUAAUAUAAGUAAUUUUUUCUUAUUUUUGAUUAUUUCAUUAGCAGUGCUAUUAUUUUAUUUUGCCAGCAUUGUCAUAAACUCCUCACAAUACUUUAAAACAUGCUGUCUUAUUUAUUCUUAAUUUGUUCACAUCAUAUUUUAUCUCAACACUAAAUUUUGAUGUUUGUAUUGUCUAGUCUAAGCCACAUGUAAACAAUUAAAUCGCCAUGACCAUACAAAUAUGCUUAAUCAUUUUACACAGGUCACUUGAAAUAAAGUUUAAAAUAGACAUUUAUGAAUUGCAUUUAUUUGAUGGGAAAUUCUUAAAAUAAGUAUAGGUGAUGGUAGGAAAUAAUUCUUUAUGAGGGAAAAGGGAUACUCUUAUUCAGGUAAUAAUCAAAAUAGGUAUAAUGGUAUUCAUUUGCUACAUGUUUAAUAUAAAGAUGUACACACUUAAAUACAACAUAUUAUUAAAUGUGUUUAAUAGUGACCUUUUUUAGUGCAGGUUAAAUAUAUGUUCAGUUUUGAUUAUGAUAUUUUAAAUCUAUUGUAUUAUGUUAGUCAAAUACUUUGUUUUGUUUUUUUUGUGGAAAGUAAAUAUUUGUGUAAACUAUUCAAAAAAUUCAAGUAGAUUGUGGCAGUCUUGAUUGAGGGUUAAAAAGUUGUUAUAAAUAGAUAAGAUAAUCCUGAAUCAAUUUGAAAUUACUUGUUUCAUCAAAAUCAGAUUAUGAUUUUUAACUUAACUAUGAUGUCAUUAUUUAAAGGUGAUAAACAAUUUGUCUGAAGUUAAUUUCGUUGAUAUUAUUGAACAUUCAUAAUCCAGACGAUAUUUUGUUUCGUUAUGUGAUAUCACUGUUUAAAAAAUAUGGAUUGUUUUCUUGUUUGUUGCUCAUAUUUUAUUUGAUGUCACAAUAUCUUCAUUUGUACCUACUAAAGUGUUGCUUUUAUGAUUUUAGGAAAUGUCUUUCAGAUUUGACUGGUUUUAAAAUAAACAUUAUAAUAUAUUAUCUUUUACUCUAUUCUCCAUUAAUUAUUACAUCCAAUAAAUUAUUUAUCAUCUUUUGCAAAGUUUUUGUCUAUUUAAUGUUAACACAAUGAUACGCUUUCUUUUCAAAUUUAAGUGAAGAAAAAUACUAAAAUUUGUAAGAAAAUAAAUGUUUUUAGUUUAAUAAUAUAAGCUGUCA